This is a messenger RNA of Aegilops tauschii subsp. strangulata, 360 nucleotides long. NCBI's taxonomy places the organism in Eukaryota, Viridiplantae, Streptophyta, Magnoliopsida, Poales, Poaceae. The record is from RefSeq and is a predicted model, not a curated record.
AUGGGUGUCACUGGUUUGGUGUUGGUGUUGUCUUUGUCGGUUAUGGUGGUAUCCAGCAAAGACUGGAUCGUUGGCGAUGGGAAGGGAUGGACCUUCGGUGUAUCUGGUUGGGAAAAGGGUAAGAUAUUUGUUAGAGAUGACUACCUCAUCUUCAACUAUAAACCAAAGAUGCACAAUGUUUUGGAGGUUGCCACAUCCGAGUACAAGGCGUGCGACAUCAACGCCAUCCCCUCUAGAAACUUUACCUCGGGACAUGACCGUGUCCAGCUCGUUGGUGUUGUGGCCUCCUACAUAUGCGGCACUCCCGGACACUGCGGUAGGGGUAUGAAGAUCCACAUGGCCAUCGAAGAUAAGGAAUGA